This is a messenger RNA of Onychostoma macrolepis, 542 nucleotides long. Its product is annotated as olfactory receptor 4K13-like. The transcript is spliced from 3 exons. Gene Ontology annotation, molecular function: G protein-coupled receptor activity. Bases 78 to 542 code for a protein of 154 amino acids. Lineage: Eukaryota; Metazoa; Chordata; Actinopteri; Cypriniformes; Cyprinidae. Gene Ontology annotation, cellular component: membrane. Gene Ontology annotation, biological process: G protein-coupled receptor signaling pathway. The record is from RefSeq and is a predicted model, not a curated record.
AUUCAACAUUCAUUUUCAAACAGAUGAAAAAAGACUGUCUUCAGACUGAUGCUUGACUGACACGUUAGAAAUCGGCCAUGCUGCAAAGUGCAACACAUAAUAUUUCCUUCACACUGGAUGCAUAUAAUAAAAUACAUGAUCUGAAAUAUGUUUUUGUUGUUGUGCUGGGUUUACUUUACCCAGUCAUCAUCAUUGCUAAUGGACUGAUCAUCUGUAUAGUAUGUCUUGAAAGAAAACUACAUAAGCCAAUGUACUUGUUUAUCUGCAAUUUAGCUUGCAUAAAUUUAUAUGGUGGCACAGCAGUUUCACCUUUUAUCAUAACUAGAUUUUUGACGGAAGAUUAUCAGAUAACAUGCCGAUUUGAUAUGAGACAUAUGCCCUACAUAAUUCGUGUAAUACUAUCUUUGUAUUUCCUUAUUCUUUCCCCAUUAAUAAACCCAGUCCUUUACGGGUUGAGAACUCAAGCAAUAAAGGAAACUAUAAAGAUAAAACUUUGUCCUAUGUUUUACCAAAGGCAAACUGUUGUAAGAUGUGUAACUUAA